Molecule: messenger RNA, 255 nt
Organism: Opisthorchis viverrini
Lineage: Eukaryota; Metazoa; Platyhelminthes; Trematoda; Opisthorchiida; Opisthorchiidae
Exons: 2
Coding region: 1-255 (84 amino acids)
Source: RefSeq, a predicted model, not a curated record
AUGACACAGUCGAUACAGACUCGGGCGCGCACGGAGCAAGGAGUCCGCCAAAAUCGACAAGUUCACAGACAAGGGAGGAAUAUUUGUAACAGCUAUAUGUGUGGAGAAUACACGUCGCUGCCGUCCGGACUUUCACCAAAGGACAUUCACAAACGCGAAGCUGCUGACUUAUCUUGUUCCACAUUCCGCAAUGAAUUUGAGAUGGUUUCGGAAGUUUCUGGACUGGUCAAGAUCGGGGUAAUUUUGCGGCGUUGA